UUACGGACCACUAUAGACUUGCAGACUUGCAAAAACUGAAUGGACGUACGGGUGACGGGUGUCGGGUGUUGUUGGUUUGGGGACUUUGUCGGGGGUCUAGUAAAAUACGUAGUAUUAUCUGACGAGAGGACGUGUUUUCCGAGCGUCCUGCGUGUAUAUAUGAUAAAAACGUCUGCUCAAUCACGUCCACAACAGAGUUAAGUGAGAAAUAUGAUUAAAAUGAUCACGUAUCUAGUAAUUAUCACCCUGAGCUUUGCGUUCGUAAACAGUGAUGGUGCAAUCAAGUUUUACCAAGAAAAGUUAUUUCAUGAGCCACAACAGCUCACAGAUGAUAAUAUCAAAGAUAUAGCAAAGUUAUCAGACAUAGAUCACUUUAAGUCCGUACUUAAUGAAAUUCUUAUACCAAGAGUGGUGGGCACACCAAACCAUGAGAAAGUGGGUAAUUUCAUAACGCAACAGAUGAGAGACCUUGGGUGGGAUGUCACAGAAAAUGUAUUUCCAGAUCAGACUCCCGUGUUUGGAACACUCAAUUUCAAGAAUAUUAUAGCGAAAUUAAAUCCUACUGCUGAUAGAUAUCUAGUUCUAGCCUGUCACUAUGACAGCAAAUAUACGAGGGAACAUGUUUUUGUGGGCGCAACAGAUUCAGCUGUACCGUGCGCAAUGUUGAUCAACUUAGCUAAAGUGAUGGCUGCCCAGCUGAACAAGGUGAAGCAGUCGAAGCUCAGUGUGAUGUUCAUAUUCUUUGAUGGUGAAGAAGCCUUCCGGCAGUGGGGGCCCGCGGACUCUAUUUAUGGGGCUAGGCAUUUGGCGCGAAAAUGGGAGCGCACGCCGUACAAAGAAGGCGCCAAUCAUCUACAGAGGAUGGAUAUCCUCGUGCUCCUAGACCUCCUCGGUGCUCCAGACCCGAUAUUCUACAGUUACUUCCAGGCUACUGAGAAGUGGUACGUGCAGUUGGCUAGCACCGAACAGCGGCUAGCUGAACUGGAUCAGCUGCAGAACUACUCUAAAGGGAAGGUGGAACAAACGUACUUCAGACUGAGGAGUUCAGGGGCGAUCAUCGAGGACGACCACAUACCUUUUUUGAGGAAAAACGUGAACAUUCUUCAUAUAAUUCCGUCCCCGUUCCCUGCUGUCUGGCACACUGCAGGCGACGACAUAACAGCGUUGGACUUCAAAACUAUAGAGAAUCUUAACAAGAUCAUGAGAGUGUUCGUCGCAGAGUACUUGCACCUGAUGCCUUGACCGUGCAUCUACCGCCGCAGAAUCAGGAUAUCUGACGUAUUUUAUUAAUGUAAAUCAAGCACACAAAGACUUAAGAAUGGUAUCUACUGUUUAAAGACCGAUAUCACUAGUAUUUCCCCAGACUUUUUAUCACGACUUACUGUUAUUGUAUUUUCAGAGCUAUAUUUCAUUAGAAUGUUAUAGCAACGGCGCUCGCAGCGUCGUCAAUGUAAAAAAAUAAUUUUAUUGGGAUGUCACAUUAGGGCCCGAUCUUUGGCCGAGUGAGGGCAUUUGCCCCGAGCUUGUCAAGGGUUGCUAAAGUUAUCGUUAUUAGUAUUAAAUAUAUUUUUUUAUACAGUUAAAAAAUAAGUUUCACACAAUUUUUAAAAUUCAUACAAUAUGGUGUUAGCAAAAUUCAUUCUAAUCUCGUCGUGCAUCUUUGACGAUUAGUUUUUGGCAUCUUUUAGAUCUAGCUAGAUAACCACAGUGCUAGCGUCGCUGCCAUGGCAUCAGACAUAGCUUUAAUAUAUUGAGAGUUCAUGUUUAUAUUUAUACUUAUAUUAGUUAAGCUAGCUAAACAGGUCCACGCAGUAUGGCUGCCUAAUAUAUUCUCAUGUGGAAAUAUUAUUUCAUAACUAUCUCAUGUGAAUAGGUACUUUUUAUUUAGUUUUGACAACACAAAGUUACUACUGCAUUUUAAUUUAUUUAGCAAUAAAUGACACUAACAUACAUAUCGCGGCUAAAAAGCUGUCCACACGAUCGCCAACCAGCGUUCCGACAAGGUCGGUACUCACACCGAGUAACGAUCUUUGAUUGGUUGUAAUCCUAACAACCAAUCAAAGAUCGUUACUCGGUGUGAGAAACAUAGCAACAGAGGUGGGAAACAUGUUUCCGUCACCAUGGACAUCGAAGGUCAGCGGCAUGACCUUCGAUUUGCAAGCAAGCUGUCUAUGGUUGGCAACAAGCAAAACCUUGGUCGAAACGCUGGUUGUCGACCUUCUACAUCACAUUUAAAUUAUCAAGAUUCUUAUUUUAAUUUUGAUCGGGGAAAGAAAAAACGUAUUCGUUUCGACAUUUUAGCUACUUCUAGCGAUUUAAGUUUCUGUGUCCUAUUAUAUAUAGCGCUGUACGUACAAAUUAUUUCCGUACGUAAUAAAAUUAUUAAUGUGUUUUGAAAAGAUAUCUGAAACCCAAACGUUGAAAAAUUAUAAUGUGAGAAAAAACCAGUUUAAAUAAAAGUGCUUUUGUGAAAUCAUAGCAGUUCCGAUGUGUGCACUCGCCCUAAAGCGUAUAUGGAACCAAUGAUUGUUACUCGGUAAUGUAAUCAAUAUAAUUUAUGUCCGCAAAAGGCAAUCUUAAGAACCUUAUAUUAAUGAAACCUUAUUGAAUUUAUCGUCUUGGAGGUUAUUAGUUGUUGUGAAAUCAUUAUAUAUGUGGAAAUUAAUGAAAUUAUUAUUGUUUCAUAUCAAACCAUUGCUUUUAAUAGUAUUACUGUUACUAAUGAAAUUAACAUGAUUGGUCAGGGUAAUGAU
Molecule: messenger RNA, 2753 nt
Organism: Diatraea saccharalis (sugarcane borer)
Lineage: Eukaryota; Metazoa; Arthropoda; Insecta; Lepidoptera; Crambidae
Source: the annotation of a GenBank genome assembly